Didymosphaeria variabile is the source of this 1125-nucleotide messenger RNA. It is a transcript of the gene TSR3, whose product is annotated as ribosome biogenesis protein tsr3. Gene Ontology annotation, biological process: maturation of SSU-rRNA. The record is from RefSeq and is a predicted model, not a curated record. The transcript has 2 exons. Gene Ontology annotation, molecular function: rRNA small subunit aminocarboxypropyltransferase activity. Lineage: Eukaryota; Fungi; Ascomycota; Dothideomycetes; Pleosporales; Didymosphaeriaceae. Bases 1 to 1125 code for a protein of 374 amino acids.
AUGGUCCGCCACAAAAAAGACUUCAAAUCCAACAACAAGCACAAAAUCGCGCCCCGCAACCGCCCACCUCCACCUCGCCGCACCACCGGCUCCGACCACGAAAACGAAAGUGAUGCCGCUGACUCCGCCCGCUGCUCCGGCAAACGUCUUAUGCGCCUUGGUCUUCUGCGCGAACUGCAUGUGGGCCAGAAGUUCGCGGGCGUGGUCAUCUCUCCGAAAGGAAAGAAAAUCGUGUCGCGGGAAGAUGCGCCUCUUCUCGAGCAAUACGGUGCCGCCGUUGUAGAAGCAUCUUGGAAUCGUAUCGAAGAAGUCCCGUUCUCGCGCAUCGGUGGGCCCUGUUCGAGGUUACUCCCGUACCUUGUCGCCGCGAACCAAACAAACUACGGAAGGCCGUGGCGUUUGAAUUGUGUGGAGGCCAUUGCGGCGUGCUAUUAUAUCUGUGGGCAUGCGGACUGGGCGGAGGACAUACUGUCGACCUUUUCAUAUGGAGAGGCGUUUUUAGACAUCAAUGCUGCACUCUUGAAGCGGUAUGCAGCGUGCGCGAAUGAGGAGGAGAUAAAGAAGGCCGAGGAGAAGUGGUUGGCGAAGCUCGAGAAGGAGUACCAGAAGGACAGAGAAGAGAAGGAAGACGGUGAAGAAGACAUAUGGGCGGGAGGGAAUGUGAAUAGGCGACAAAUCGACUUCUCUGAUGAUGAUGACGAUGACGAUGAAGAUGAAGACGAUGACGGCGAGGCAGAAGAGGGAGGAGCUGCACAGAAUCCGUACAACCUACCUGACUCGGAUGAUGACGAGGAGGAAAUGGCUGAGCUGCGGCGGCGCGUUUUGGCCUCGAAACCAUUCGCCAAUCCAACGCCGAAGGAAGAUGUGGAAGAAGACGAAAAGAAGCAGCCCGAACGAAUAGCGACGGCAGAGCCUGCUCCAGCAGCGAAAGCUGUCGGUGAAGACGACAGCGGGUCCGCGUCUGAAGGAGGUGACGAUGACGAUGAUUUCGAUAGCUUCAUGGCGGCGCAGCCUACGACUGAUCGGACAGGCAUCACUGGAAAGCAGAGACAGAAGGCCCUAGAUAAGGUGACUGCGACAUUCACGAGUACGAGUCUGAACGCGCCCAACAGACGGAGGGGCUGA